Colletotrichum karsti is the source of this 1515-nucleotide messenger RNA. RefSeq lists its product as uncharacterized. The record is from RefSeq and is a predicted model, not a curated record. NCBI's taxonomy places the organism in Eukaryota, Fungi, Ascomycota, Sordariomycetes, Glomerellales, Glomerellaceae. Bases 1 to 1515 code for a protein of 504 amino acids. The transcript has a single exon.
AUGGAGACGACAUAUCCCGAACUCAUCUGGCGCCAAACCUCUCCGGGGGUAUGGCAGCGCAGCAUCGACGAGGUGGAAGAGUUCUACUCGGCCAUCGCGACCAUCUAUGAGGGAAGCGGCCUCAUGUUCUUCGCCAUCACGGGACAUGUUUCUCUCAACAUCGAAAUUCCCGACGGCAAAUCACCUGCCGAGGCAAAUUCUGCAGUGAGCCGGGCGCUUCAGAAGGCCUGGCUUUCCCUCCGCUACGACCACCCGACCAUCGCCUCCCAGGUGACACAGGAUCUUGCCACCGGACAAUGGACAAAGACCUACCGCCAGUUCCAAGACGAUGCCGACAAGGAAUCUUGGCUCAAGCAGACUCUUGUUCCAGUCUCAACCGAGCAAACGGGCUCGGAGUGGGCGAACUCCAACCCGCCUGCGCCCAAGAUCCCAACGCUGUUUGUUCUGAGCCCGCGCGCCGACAAAGACGGUGUUAUCCGCCGCGACCUCGUCCUCCGUUCGCCGCACGAUAUCAUCGACGGCAUCGGCACCCUGACACUCCUAAACAACCUCAUCGCGCUCGCCUCCAAAGCAUUCUCCGAGGCUGAUGAUUUCAAAGUUCCAAUUUUCGACGGCUCUGAGACCGCCAAUCUCAGCCCUCCCUACCGCGUCGCCGCCAACGUGCCCCCAGUCCUCACAGAUGCCCAGAAGAAGCGCCUGGCCGACAUGGCUGCUCAAAAGGCUGCGGCCAUGGAGGCCCCUGGCAUCGAGGUCCUCGACCUUCCGUACAGACGCGGCGCCACCCUCCCCAGCCGCCACCAGCGCGUCGCCUUGACGCUGACCAAGGACCAAACCUCCCGCCUCAUCGCAGCCUCCAAGGCCGCCGGGGCAACCGUCACGCACGCCUUCCACGCCGCCAUCGCGCUCGUCGUCCGCGACAUCCAGCCCCGCACCUCCGAGGCCAAGCGCGUCCGUUACGUGAACUACAUCCUCCGCAACGAGCGCGCCAGCUGCCAAUCCCCGUACAACUCCGCCAAGCACCCCGCCGCGCUGUACCACUCCGUCCCCGGCCAAAGUCUGGUCGUCGACAUGGACCUCCCCGCCGCCGGCGACGACGCUGUCCGAACGGACGAGUUCCUGCCCAUCGUCAACCUCAUGAAGGACUUCUACCACGGCGUCCGCAACGACGCGGAGCACUACGCCCUCGCAUCCACCAUCUGGGCCGCCGGCAACCCUACCGUGCCGACCCAUCCCCGACCACUCCCUGUGCCGCCCCCGAAGGUUCACCCCUCCGUGUCCAUCUCCAGCAUGGGCCGCGUCGACAGCAUCAUCGCGCCGAAGACCGGUGCCUUCGAGGCUCACGACCCAUGGGUUACCGGCGAGGAGCUCUGCAACGGACUGGGUCUGUUCCUGGGCACAUUCCGGGGCGAGUUGUGUCUGAGCGCGGCGUACAACGAUGCGUGGCACACCGAGGCGGAUGUUCUCGACUUCCUGAAGCGGUGCGAAGAUGUCGUGUUCCGCGGCUUCAACCUCUAA